AUGUCUCAAUCCCAGCUUCCCACCACUGAGUCCUUAGCUGGCCCCAUAACAGAGCAGGCCAAGAAGGCAGACAAGGCGAAGGGCAAGACCAAGCCCAAGCCCAAGACCCUCAAGCGCGUCCUUCCGUCUGGCCCAGGCUUUCAAAUGUACCAGAACGCCGCCGGUGAGGAUAUCAAGAUCCUUGAGGAUAUGGACGAGGGCAUGGCCUUCAAGAACGCGCUCCGCGCCGUCUCUCCCAACCUCGACAAGGAGGCCGUCGACCUCGCCAUGGCCAAGCUCUUCCUCGAGGCCGACAGACUCUCUGGUCAUCAAGCCCACAUCACUGAGAGCAUCCCGGGUCUCCUUCUUCUUGCCGCCAAGCAAACCGAUUGGAUCAUUGCCGCCAAGAAAGAGAUGAAGCCCACCGUCGCUGCCAAGGUCUUGAUGGCCCUUUACGAGGGACGAAGAAUCGCCGUUAAGUUCUCCCGCUACCGACAGCACCCGAUCGAGGAUUACGCAAAGGAGACGGCCACCGCCCUCGCUAUCGACAAGUUCCGCAACGAGAAGCCCUGCGACGAGCCCGAGGAGAUCUUUGCCGACUUCACCGAUGAGCAGCGCAAGAAGAUGAUGGGCAAGAUCAUCCGACGUGAGAAGGCCGACUGGGAUGGAGCGCACGUGGAUGAGGAUAGUGACACGGAGAUGGGUUUGGACGACGCCAAGGACUUUGAGGAGGCGCAGAAAGCAGCCAAGGCGAAGCUUCAGGAGGCUCUCGAGCAGAAGAUGAAGGAGCUCGGAAUCGCGGGCACCGCUGGCUUCCUGGCUUAG
Colletotrichum scovillei is the source of this 804-nucleotide messenger RNA. RefSeq lists its product as uncharacterized. Lineage: Eukaryota; Fungi; Ascomycota; Sordariomycetes; Glomerellales; Glomerellaceae. The record is from RefSeq and is a predicted model, not a curated record. Bases 1 to 804 code for a protein of 267 amino acids. The transcript has a single exon.